AUGAAGGCGUUGGCAGCGUUUGCGUUCCUGUGCACCGCGCGCGCGGGAUACAUCACGGUCGGGAUAAACGAGGCGCGGCAAUGCAACACCUCACUGGUAGAGUGGUACGGCGACGACGGGCCAUACCACCUCCUCCUGACACCUACGCAGUUUGUGAGCCACGGAUACAACGUCUGGAUCCCCAAUAUAUCGAAUGGGACCAACGCGUACAAUCUCACCAUCGACCAGCCGGCCGGCUUGCAGUAUAUGGUCACGGUUUGGGGAGCUAGUGGCAUCGAAUAUGCCGGUACCACAGAUGUUCUGACCGUACAGCCGUCCGAUAAUAAGGACUGUUUCCACCCCGAUAACGAGAUUAACGGGCUGUAUACUUUUGCAUUCAACAUUUCCAACUCGGAUGGGUUUCCACCCCAGUGCUCGAAUUUGAGCAUUAGUUGGCCGACUAGUCUCGAGUCCAACAUUACCUAUGUGAGGCGGAGUUUGAGUUUACCAUCUGUGGAGGGCGACCAAGUCGACAAGGUGGACAGCGUCUUGCCCUCCGUGUCCAUACCACACAAGCGACAGGAAGUCCCCGUCCCACUCCCCACCAAUACGGACCAGUCGAGCAGCAAGACCAAGGGCAACACGACCCACCCACCCACAAUGUUCGGCAUCAUCCCGCUAGGCAACAGUUUCAACAUCCCGAUAACGUACGCCGACGACGUCAAGUUCGCCGACGACCUCCCGCCCCAAAGUCUAAGCGAUCACCCAUCGACAUGGACGCGGUCGGGGGUAACGUACAUGAAUUGGACAGUCGCGUUGGCCAAGGGCACGCGUUUCAUCCUCGUCGCGGGAAUGGGGGACGAGUGGGCGAGUGGAGGCAGCAGUGAGAUGAUGACUGUCGGACAAGGCGGGUUUGACUGUUUCGGCAACGAUCCAAAGCCCUCAGUCACAGCCGUGAGCAGUACCGGCGCCCUCAAUCUACCGACAUCUGUCCCGCCCAGACCAAGAACGGACAAGACCAACACAGGGGUCAUUGUCGCCUGUGUGUUCAGUGUGCUCGCCACAUUGGCAGCCAUGAUGUUCCUGUACUGUUGUUGUAGAGUCCGAUCGCGCCGUCGCCAGGCGCGCAAGAACGGUCUUCCGGCACCAUCACUAGUCAGCCUCGCCACCUUUGGGCGAUUGGAGAAACGCUCCUUCGUCAAUCGCGGCGUCUACGUCCCUGGGAACCGGGAUACCCAGCUCGACCUCCUUGACGACUCGCGUCCUGGUUCGACGUGGAGCCGCGCGCCUGGAGGAAGUGGGAGCUCGAGCUCGCGACCCGGAACCCAAUACGAUUCGCCAGUCGAAGUGGCAGAGUACGCUUACGACCUUCCGUUCGCGCCUGCCGCACCGGGGCAAUACGAGUCCGACUCGCCCGUAGAGCGCGAUUACGCUUAUGACCAUUCAUUCGUACCUCCACUAGCGCCUGGAUCACCCUCCCUCUCUCCCGCAAUGAAAUAUCCAACCGGAUACACACGCGUAUCGUCGUCGUCUUGGCCGGCGCGCGGUGCUUUGGAGCCCGAGUUGCUCCAACCUCUUCCAACCCCUCAAUCUCCGCCACAAUCCCACACCCCACCCCUCCUACCCCUGGCACCGACGGAAAUCCGACGCGGCCCACUGGUACUACACGACCCUUUGGCCGGUUCCGAAGUCGAUACUCUUAAGCGGGAUACGUUGGCCAUGCCGCGGGGAGAGGGCUCGCGUCCUCGCCGCCGCCGUACUGAUGCUGAAGACGAGGUAAUUGUCCAUCGUGAUGCUGGGCGAGUCAGGCCUAUUGAGCUGCCACCGCGCUACGACGAGCUUGAUUGGGACGCCGAGGCGCCGCUUCCUAUGCCUGUCCCGAGUCACAGCCAAAGCCCAAGCCCAAGCCCAAGCCCCGGCGGCAGCCCGAUUAACCAUCAUCCCCAAACGCGAGCGGGCAUGUACUCGCCUAGUCCCGUCUCACUGUAUGACCCGCCGGGAGGGUGUGCGCUCGAGCGACCGAUCAGCCUCGCUAGCCUGGAGAACGGGCGGCCGAGCCACAGUCCAAGUCCCAGGUCCCCGGUCCCACAUAGCCCCCGAUGGGCAGGCUCGAGUCCCACUCACUCACCCUCGCUAUAUGAUCCACCAGGCGGAUAUGCCCUCGAACGCCCCACUAGCUUUGCGAGCUUUGAUAGCGGACGUGUGUCGCCCGCACUCCCGCCUGGCGCAGCGCCACCAAUGCAAUCUCGCUCGCCGAUGGGCUCACCGCGCCCCAGGUUCGGCUCUCCACAAUCCCCCUUGGGUUCGCCAGAGCCCACUCCCCCCACUCCCGACCGAGGGCCGUCACGACACAGCACGGCGUAG
Molecule: messenger RNA, 2343 nt
Organism: Cutaneotrichosporon cavernicola
Lineage: Eukaryota; Fungi; Basidiomycota; Tremellomycetes; Trichosporonales; Trichosporonaceae
Exons: 3
Coding region: 1-2343 (780 amino acids)
Source: RefSeq, a predicted model, not a curated record